AUGAUAAAGCUACUUCAGUUCCCUUGGUCUUUUUCAAAUUUAGUUGAAGUAGAUGCACAAAUAGAAGUUAAAUUGUUGAAAAGCCACAUAAUUUUUCCAUGCAACGAGUUGGUUAAUGUGAAGAAUCUUGAAAAGUUGUCUAUUACUGAUGCCAAGUAUUACUAUGUAACAGAGGAGGUAUUUGAAGUAGCAGAAGGGACAAAUGAAGAUGUGGAUAUUGGAACACAAUCUAUUGUGGUGUCGAUUGGAAAAUGUCAUCUUCUUGGACAUGUGUUCACUAGUUGCAUGGUUGGUAGUCUAUUGCAGCUCCAAGAGCUACAAAUAAGUAACUGCAAGAAUAUGGAUGUGAUUGUCAAGCAAGUUGAAGAUUCUGAAAUUACACCCACUGAGGUUGUGUUCCCUUGUCUAAAAACCAUAACACUUCACAGGCUUCCAAAUCUCAUUGGAUUUUGCAUGGGGAAGGUGGCUUUUGAAUGA
Lactuca virosa is the source of this 477-nucleotide messenger RNA. The record is from the annotation of a GenBank genome assembly. Lineage: Eukaryota; Viridiplantae; Streptophyta; Magnoliopsida; Asterales; Asteraceae.